AUGGCCCCUAAGAACAAGAAGACUGGUGAUACCAUCAACUCGCGCCUGGCGCUUGUGAUGAAGUCCGGAAAGGUCACCCUUGGCUAUAAGUCUACUAUCAAGACCCUUCGUUCCGGCAAGGCCAAGCUUGUCAUCAUUGCUGCCAACACCCCCCCUCUCCGCAAGAGUGAGCUCGAGUACUAUGCCAUGCUCGCCAAGGCUCCCGUUCACCACUUCUCUGGCAACAACAUUGAACUGGGAACCGCCUGCGGUAAGCUGUUCCGCUGCUCCACCAUGACCGUCUUGGAUGCUGGUGACUCGGACAUUCUUAACACCCAGUAA
Aspergillus tanneri is the source of this 321-nucleotide messenger RNA. It is a transcript of the gene RPL30, whose product is annotated as 60S ribosomal protein eL30. Gene Ontology annotation, molecular function: structural constituent of ribosome; RNA binding. Bases 1 to 321 code for a protein of 106 amino acids. The transcript is spliced from 4 exons. Lineage: Eukaryota; Fungi; Ascomycota; Eurotiomycetes; Eurotiales; Aspergillaceae. Gene Ontology annotation, cellular component: cytosolic large ribosomal subunit. The record is from RefSeq and is a predicted model, not a curated record.